This is a messenger RNA of Neurospora hispaniola, 1341 nucleotides long. RefSeq names its product actin family. The transcript has 2 exons. Lineage: Eukaryota; Fungi; Ascomycota; Sordariomycetes; Sordariales; Sordariaceae. Bases 1 to 1341 code for a protein of 446 amino acids. Gene Ontology annotation, cellular component: Swr1 complex. The record is from RefSeq and is a predicted model, not a curated record. Gene Ontology annotation, molecular function: nucleosome binding.
AUGACUGGACGAGGAGGGGCUAAGAAGUCCCGGGCGGCGGGGCCGGCACCCCCCACGACAACCCUGGUUCUCGACAACGGCGCCGACACCAUCAAGGCUGGAUUCGUCUCCGAUGACAAGAGCGACGGCAAGCCUCGCAUCAUUCCAAACUGUCUCGCUCGAGACCGUCACAGGAAGAUCUAUGUUGGCUCGGAGCUCGAAAAAUGCAAGGACUUCAGCGAAUUGGCCUUCCGGCGCCCCGUCGAGAAGGGCUUUAUCGUCAACUGGGAGGCCCAGAAAGAGAUCUGGGAUCGCGAGUUCUUCGACGAUAAAGCUGCGCAGAAAUGCGAUCCAUCAGAGACCAGGCUCAUUCUCACAGAGCAACCAAACUCACUACCUUCUCUCCAAACACACUGUGACCAGAUCGUCUUUGAGGAGUAUGGCUUUGCGAGUUACUACCGUGGCCUGGGUCCUGUCUUCAACGCGUACCGGGACAUACAAUCCAUCUUCCGAACACCCCAAUCCACCAUAGACAGUCCAGCCCAAGUCAUCCUGCUCAUCGACUCGGGUUACUCUCACACCACCGUUACGCCUAUCCUCCAAGGCCGACCGCUACAUCCGGCCAUACGAAGACUUGAUGUGGGUGGCAAGCUCAUGACCAAUUAUCUCACCAGGUUACUGUCCGUCCGCCACUUCGACAUGCGCAACGAACCAUACAUUGUGAACGAGAUGAAAGAAGCAGUCUGUUACACCUCCCUGGACUUCAAGGGAGACCUGGAAAAGACCUGGAAAGGCACGCGCGGCGAAAAGAGGGAGGACUAUUUGAGCGGUGCUGGCAUCGCCAAAGACUACGUUCUGCCCGACUCCCACACGCGCUUCCACGGUGUUGUCCGCGACUACGAGCCUGGUGUCUCGGCGCGCGCCCGCAAGGGCAUUAUAUCCACAGAGGACGUCCUGACGCUACGGAACGAGCGUUUUGUUGUUCCGGAGCUCCUCUUCAACCCUUCUGAUAUCGGCAUCCGGCAACCUGGCAUCGCCGACCUAGUCAAGCAGUCCCUCUUGGCUGUGCCCAUUGGACUGUGGCCUGGCCUUCUGGCUAAUAUCGUAGUUGUGGGAGGAAACAGUCUCUCUGAAGGGUUCUGUCAGCGCUUGCAGACAGAGAUUCUCAAGCGAUUCCCCGAUGAAUGUAGGGUCAGAGUUGCCCGCCCGGAAGACCCUAUCAUCAGCACCUGGUUGGGAGCUGCCAAUUUCGCCAAGCAUGAACAUGCUAGUAGGCUCGAGGUCACCAAGCAAGAGUAUGAGGAACAUGGAGCAGCUUGGGUGGCAAGAAAAUUUGCUGCUGGGCUCGGACUCGACCCAUGA